Messenger RNA from Gadus chalcogrammus (walleye pollock), 1153 nucleotides. It is a transcript of the gene wfdc2, whose product is annotated as WAP four-disulfide core domain 2. Gene Ontology annotation, biological process: antibacterial humoral response; innate immune response. The transcript is spliced from 5 exons. Lineage: Eukaryota; Metazoa; Chordata; Actinopteri; Gadiformes; Gadidae. Gene Ontology annotation, cellular component: extracellular region. The coding region runs from base 18 to 629 and encodes 203 amino acids. Gene Ontology annotation, molecular function: peptidase inhibitor activity. The record is from RefSeq and is a predicted model, not a curated record.
GGCGCUGCCCUCAAUGCAUGCUGAAGUGUAGGGUCAGACCUACACGUUCCCACUGCCCAGUGGGAGCCGUAUUGGUCGUGUUGAAACGUGUAAGCCUUGACCUACACAUGAAGAUGAAGUCAUCCGUGCUCAGUGUGUUGACUAUUGUAAUGUGUGCGUUUUUCAGCACGGAAUUCAGUGUCGCCACAGAAACGAAAGAAAAUGUGACAGGGAAGCCGGGAGUUUGCCCCCCCAGGCACUGGGGGGUCGGGAUGUGCGCCGAGUUCUGCUCUGAGGACAACGACUGCCCCCACCAUGAGAAGUGCUGCUCCAACGGAUGUGGACAUCAGUGCACGGCACCGUACACAGUGAAGCCGGGAGUUUGCCCCCCCAGGCGCGUGGGGGUCUGGGCGUGCGCCGAGUUGUGCUCUGUGGACAACGACUGCCCCCACCAAGAGAAGUGCUGCUCCGACGGAUGUGGACAUCAGUGCAGGGCCCCGUACACAGGGAAGCCGGGAGUUUGCCCCCCCAGGCGCGUGGGGGUCUGGGCGUGCGCCGAGUUGUGCUCUGUGGACAACGACUGCCCCCACCAAGAGAAGUGCUGCUCCGACGGAUGUGGACAUCAGUGCAGGGCCCCGUACACAGGAUAGAGAUGCAGCAGCGGAGGUGAAAUGUUUUUUCCCACUCGCAAAUUUUUUUGUGUUCUCACAAAGCGCACCCUGCCGGGAGGUUUCUUUAAGCGUCUGCCGGCACCAGAAGGGUGUAGCCUACAUACAGUACCUACAUUUGUGCACAUUGAUUAGCAGGGGCAACAUGGAGAGAUUGAACAUAAUACAUUUAAUCUCUGAAUAAUAUCACUGUUAUGUUUGACAUUGCUGCAAAAAUGCAUGUUAUGUUACGCAUGUUUACGACAUGCCAUGUUCUCAUGUACUCUUGAUGUGAGUCGCGCAUGCUUGACUUAGUUGGUUGAAUAAAUGGAGAAGGAAGCUCCGACUAGAGCUCUAUCACAUCGCGUCUUUAUUCAUACCACAUAACACAAAGACUACAACAAUCGAAAAGCCCCAAAACAAAAGGUUUCAGUAAGACCAUAAAGAGCCCAUGCCUAUAUGGAAAACGUUUUGGGGCUCUAGUCCAUAAUGGCAACGCUAUUGAAAUUGUUCCUAAAUAAAAAAUC